This is a messenger RNA of Pestalotiopsis fici W106-1, 1617 nucleotides long. RefSeq lists its product as uncharacterized. NCBI's taxonomy places the organism in Eukaryota, Fungi, Ascomycota, Sordariomycetes, Amphisphaeriales, Sporocadaceae. The record is from RefSeq and is a predicted model, not a curated record. Bases 1 to 1617 code for a protein of 538 amino acids. The transcript is spliced from 3 exons. Gene Ontology annotation, biological process: regulation of DNA-templated transcription. Gene Ontology annotation, molecular function: DNA-binding transcription factor activity, RNA polymerase II-specific; zinc ion binding.
AUGGCGCAUAUUUCCGAUUCAGAACAUCACAAGCGGAAACGACAUGAAGACGACAAUGGCGGCAAGCCUCACACCGAGCGUAUCCCUCAGCCCCCGCCGCCACAAUCAGGCAAUCAGGCACCAAUCAACUAUCUUGCCAGGGUCAACGCCGGAAAGCUCAAGCUCAUACAAGGCGACACGGAGACAUUCACUGAUGUGCUCACCCUCAUCAAUGAAUAUGAAGGCGUCUUGAGCCGCCAUGAAAGCUUCGCCUCAAACCUAGGCGCGAAGCUCAUGGGGCCGCGCUUGCUCAAAGCUAUGGAGGGAAUCUUCGAUGGCCCCAUCGUGACUAUUCCCACGCAGACCUCAAUCAGUCUGGAUCCCAUCACCUGGGUCGAUAUUGUGGAGUUUUCGAAAGCAAGACCGGCAGAAUUCAACCUUACAACGAACCCCAACGGGAGUCGAUGCUGUCAAUUUUUUUUAAAGGGCGUGCAGGUGGAGAUCUCUGAAGAUGAUUGGCGAGUCAUCGUCUCCGGAACACUGGACAGAAAUCGUCUGAUUCCGCCGCAGCCACUUGAGGAGGACGAAACGGCAGAGUUCGCAACACUUGAAAUCUUGGAACAACGCUUGAAAGUAUUGAUCAAGAAGGCCGAUGAGGUGGCGGGCAAGGCACGGCAACUCAACUACCACCUCAGCGGGCGUAAAGCUGCCAUCGGCAGUCGCAGGUCGACGCAGCAUGGCACAGGAUCCACAUCAUCUGGUUUUCAGGCAGUUAACCAAGCUGGGCCCCCCUCUGGCCCCAAUCACCACGGCUACGACUUGCAUGCGGAUCUACUCCAGCAGUUCGUCACACACAAUCCAUCGAACCGCCUGCCAUCUGUCGGCUCCGUCCCACCUACUCCGGGGACCAUCGCCACUGCCACGUCCACACCCAGGACUUCGAUCCAACAGCAAGUCUUGACUUCCGUGAGUAACCGCCCGUCGCCCGGCGCUUAUCCCUCAGAGAUUGGUCCCAAAGACCCGGACGACGAACAACGAGCCCUCGUCACGGCUAGGGUCGACAAGCUGGCACGAGGAGACGAAAUUGUACCUCCAUGCGACAGGUGCCGGAGGCUCAAGACGCCCUGCAUAAAACAUCUCACAGCCUGCCAAGGGUGUACCAAAAAACAUGCUAGGUGCAGCUGGAAAGCACUUACUGACGAGGAGGUCGCAUGGUUGAGACACGAGUCAGGGGACGGCAGCGGAGUUGGCGGUGGCGCUGGAGAAGAUACCGGGGAUGAGCACCGGGAGCGCAGAUAUGGCAGCCAGUCGGCGCCCAGCUCGCAGCAGGACCCGAACGAGCCCAGGCGUCUCUCAGACCGAAGCGACGACCCUGGCCCCAGCAGAUCCGUGUCGCGAAUCGCCAUAGGCCGAAGUGCUGAUGACAUAUGGAGGAUGGGCACGAGCUCGAGCAGCCGGCGGGACUCAAUGGACGUUGAUGUUGACCCCAGGGAUACGCACGGCCUACGCCCGACUGGUCGUGUCGAGUUGCACGCGACAGCCCGGGAGCUGCAUGGCCACGGGCCCUCUGGUACGACGCCCUCGGGUCGCGAGAGCAGCAUCACAUCUCCGCGUGGCGGGGGAAGGAGUGGGCCCUAG